CGACUACUAGAUGCAAAAUGGCGGACAAAGCAGCGGAAGAAUCCCAGAGUUUAAGGCUUCGUCUGCAGUCUUUUCUGAGUGGCAAGGAUGAAACAGGGAAAAUCUUGUCCAACGCUGAGAAAACACAGUGUGCGAUUGCACUGCUGCACUCUCUUCCUUGUGCAAGACAUGCCGUUUUAGAGCAACUCUGCGAUGUGUUUCAUGAAGCUGUUCAAAAAUAUAUGGUAGAGUUAGAAAGGCAAGCAUUAUCUGGGACUACAGCUGCCUGUCAUAGAGAUACCCUGGACCCUGAGUUAAUAUCUGCUUUACAGAAUGUCAGUGAAGUUGUAUGCAGAUUUGUUGAUAAUAACCCUACUGCCUGGGCACCACUUAUUUGUCAGUGGUCUUUGAACCUUCUUGGGCAAGUUGUCACAAAGAAUAAUGGAAGGAGAGCCACUGGCAUAACUUUGUCUCUAAGUGAGGGUCUGCAUAAGUGGAUGUUAUUUCCUGCUGUUCAAAGAUUGAUGGAUAUUACAGUCCAUUGCAGUGCUAAAUUAGUUAGCCGUGGUGAGGCUGACGUAUGUGUGCAGUGUCUGCUUCAAAUAGCAAUGAACAGCUCUCCUCAUUUGGACUGGGUUGUAGCUCAUAUUGGGUCUCAUUUCCAUCAGGUCUUUAUUCCUAAGUUGCUGUCUGCUGCACUUAAAGAAUACACAGCAAGUCAUUCCCCAGGGGGAGGGGGUGGUGAUACCUUUGUCAUGACCCCCACUGUAGUGCAUGUUCUGACAUACCUUUCUCUUCAACAUUCCCAAGAAGUCAAGAAUAACCUGCUAGCCAUGUUUCAUGAAAGUAUCGCAACCUCUCCAAAGUCCAAUGUUGAAAGAGAAGAACAGUUAUCCACUCUUCCUUUUCUUCUACACAUUGCUACAUCAUCACCUGACUUACUGAGAGGAACUAUCACUGAAUUUAUUACUGCCUUGACUCCUGAAGUCCUUCUUCAGUUGCUGGAGCAGUCUAAGAAGAGAGGGGACUGGAAAAUUAGCUUGGUGUCAUCAGUUGUCAAUGUCAUAAAGAACAUGGAGGAAGGAGCACUUGAAGUGUUUCAGCUUCUUCUUGAAAACUGUCAGAAGCCUACAGAUAGAGAGUCAAAGGAGGUUGAUUUGGCUCAAGCUGAAUUGCAGAAAACAUUCAGUUUAACGAUGGGAUUACUGCUGACUAGACUUAAAGACAUUGCUAUAGAGAGGCACAGCCUGUUUUACAAGAACACAACCAUAGCUUCACUUGACACUAGAAAAACAGAGAGUGAAUUUCUUACAGAAAUGGCUCAUCACACAAAAGAUCUGUGCCAGGCACUUAUCACGUCAACUGGGAACAAGGUUUCUAACACUUUUCAAAUGUUAGUCACCAUUGCCAUUUACAGUGGAAGAACUUUAGCAGCAGGGAUUCUCAACCAUGUUCUGCUGAAUAGUAGAUCCAGUCAAUCACUUCAGCUAUUUGUUCAACUGCAUUGUGAUCUUGAGCUGUACUACACACAGCUGUUGGAUGAUGUUGUGAAAACAUGUCUGUCAACUGGCAAGUAUCCUGGCACUGCAUCACACUCCAAGAAGUUGCUGGGUUUGUUGAGUAAUCUUCAUGAAUUAAUUUCCAUUGGAAGCAAAAAUGCAAAUCUCCUGAGGUCAAAGAUGUGUACAUCACUUCAAAGACAUCACAGCCUCCUGACUAAUUUACUGAUUCAUCCAAACUUGGACGUCUCUUUGAAGUCUCUGGAGCUUCUUCUGUCGUUGGACAAAAUUAUGCCAGACAAAGUUUCUAACAUGAUGAAAAUAUGUAGUAACUGUGUGGGGCUGUUUUACAAGUUGUUAAACAAACUGAGAAAACAAGAUGGAAGCAUAAGUGAAACAGUGAAGUCCAUCAAACUUUGCAGACAGAUGGUUCUUCUUCUCUCCAAAGAUGACAGAUGCAGACUUUACUUGAUGAGACUUCUGGUGGAGGGAACACUUAAAAAGGAGCACGUUUCCUUAUUUGGUGGAAUUUUACCAGCUGAACCAAGUGACUCAGAGAAGGACUUAACAAACAUUAACGUGUCAUUAUUGGAGAGAAACAGAAACCCUCAUAUCUCUUCGCACCUUCCUUUAACUCCUUCGUCGGUUUUCUUCAGUGGAAUUGUGGGUAACAUAGAGAAAAACAACAGAAUAAAGGCACCUGAGCCACAAGUAUGGCAGCAGACGAGUCAAGUGUUUGUGGAUGUUGUGUUCAUGCUGUGCACGUGUGAUCAGGGAGAUGCAGACGGUUCUAACCUUGCUCUUCACCAUAAAUAUGUGGACUCUUUAUCGUUGCUGCUGAUGGAGCUUGUGUGUCCAGAUGUUGUACCCAUUAGCUUUGAUUGGCCAGAUGAUGAAAGUCUAAAGUUUACAAUUGAACGCGACUUACGGAUAAAGAAAACAUUCGACGAUAAUCCAAUCCUGUGGGCUCUUGUAAGCAUUGUGGCAAGAGGUGUCUCAUCACUGUCCAAAUGCAGCCCUCUAGUGUCCAGUCUGCUAGCAACUGUUAUGUCCAACUGGGAAGUAUAUAGAGGCUCGACAGUUGACCAAUCAUCACUAAAUUUUAAAGUCACGUGUUUCAUAACAGACAUUAUGACAAAGGCAAGUUGGUUGCCUCCUCCGCUUAGUCGGGUUGGUGCUGUAUUUGGUCUCCUGAAGCCAAAGGAAAUUUACACCAUACUCAACACCAUGUGGAAAGUCCUUAAGGAAUUUCCUCCUCCAAGUUCUGCCAUGACACCAGAAGCUACUCGGCAAAGGUGGCAGCAAGGAACAGCCUUCAAAACUCAAAAGGAAGUGGUGAAGGCGAUCUUUGUGAAUAACAUUGAAAAACUUGGUCAUCAUUAUGCUCGUGUGUUUGACGAAUCUUGGUAAAUUUGUUUCUAAGACUUGUACCGUGCUAAUGUAAAUAAAUUGUUAACUUUCAGUUACCUUUAAUUUGU
Molecule: messenger RNA, 2956 nt
Organism: Pocillopora verrucosa
Lineage: Eukaryota; Metazoa; Cnidaria; Anthozoa; Scleractinia; Pocilloporidae
Product: integrator complex subunit 5
Biological process (GO): snRNA 3'-end processing
Cellular component (GO): integrator complex
Source: RefSeq, a predicted model, not a curated record